GGGAAGAAGAAACUCAUCAAUGAGACCUAAACAGGUCAGACCACAACAAUCGCGCGGUAACGGUGGCGUAACCCGGCCAUGUUUCUCCUGUUUGUGGUGCUUGUAUGGACCCAAAGUGUAGCUACUGAGGACGGUUGGUUCUGGCAGGUGACAGAUUUCCACUAUGAUCCCCGCUACUCCACCGCCGGGGUCCCAGGCGAGAUGUGCCACGUGUCGGGCGGGCAGCAGGACGGCUCCCCGGGGGUGUGGGGAGACUACCUGUGUGACGCCCCCUGGGCACUUAUCAACUCCUCGGUGUACGCCAUGAGGCAGAUAGAAGCCAACCCCGACUUUAUACUGUGGACAGGGGAUGACACCCCGCACGUGCCUAACGAAGAGCUCGGACAGCAGGUUGUCAUCAACAUCAUCGGUAACCUGACGUCACUGCUAAAGGAGGUCUUUCCGACCAAGAGGGUGUAUGCAGCCCUUGGUAACCAUGACUACCACCCUAAGAACCAGUUACCGCCCAAUGGAAGUGACAUCUACGACGCGGUGGCCGGGUUCUGGCGGGACUGGAUGGAUGACGACGGGGCCAACAGCGCCUUCAAGCAAGGUGGUUACUACGCGGUGUCCGCUGCCCCUCACCUGCGCAUUGUUAGCGUGAACACCAACCUCCACUACAAAUCUAAUCUGGUGACAAAAGACAUGGAGGAUCCAGGGGGACACUUCGCCUGGCUGGACAGAGUGCUCGGCGACGCCCAAACAAACUCAGAAAUGGUUUUUAUUGUCGGACACCUGCCACCCGGCUUUUUCGAGCUAAAGAGAAGCCAGUACUGGAUGUACCCGAACUUUAACGAGCGCUACAACGAACUCAUUCGGAAGCACUCGUCAGUCAUCGCAGGGCAGUUCUUCGGUCACCACCACACGGACAGUUUCCGUGUCUUCUACGAUGAUGACGGCUCAGCUGUGAGCUCGAUGUUCCUGUGUCCUGCCGUGACCCCGUGGAGGACCACGCUGCCCGGCAUCAGCGGGUUCGGCGCCAACAACCCCGGAGUCAGGCUGUACAAGUACGACAGGCAGACGCUACAGAUUAAGGAUGUGGUUCAAUACUACACCAACCUGACAGAGGCCAACCUGAGCGGCAGGCCCGUGUGGCAGGAGGCCUACUCGCUCACCGUCACGUUCGGACUGCCCGACGGGGGAACGGACUCUCUACACCGCCUGGCCUCCUCCUUCACCGGCCCAGACGUGUCACAGUUUCGCAAAUAUCACCAGUUUAACACUCUAAGCUAUGAUCCUACCGAAACAUGUGAUAAUAACUGCUGGGUAGACCAUGUCUGUUCUAUCAUUGCUGUUGGACAUGACGAUUAUGACGUGUGCGUCAAUGACAAAAUCACCGGGGGCGCUCCGGAAAGCAAAAAAAUUGAGAUGGUUUUAGUCUUGACUUGUCUGUUGACCGUUUUAAUAGUUUAAAUAGCUUUCUGUCAGGCGCAGUGGAGUUUUUACACAGUAUGGGUAUUUCUUUCAGAGUAACAUAGAGUCUAUUUGUGUUGUGAUUUUCGUCAUUAUGGACGGACACUGACAGACGAAAACAGGUGUCAGAACUUCUAAAAUUAGGUUUGAGUGGCAGAAAAAUGUUGCUUGUUCUGAUCCUAUAGUGAUCCCAUAAUAUGGAACGAAAAUUUAAGAUUACCUGCGUCGUUACUUUGGUGGAAACUGUUACUUGGAAAUCAUUUCUGUCUGCCUGUUCAUAAUCCUGUUUAACAGUGACAAGGAAAUGGCCAGGGGAAUAGCUACGGUUUAUCUUGUCUCAGUUUUCCAAUGACAAGGUUUUUUCUGCGAAAAGAAGGAGGUGGGGGCAGGUGACCGGAAGUGUGACGUAACUGAUAAUUUUCACAGCCAUAGCUUGACAUUUUACUUCCUGAUUCCUCCUAUUAUUAUGUAGGCCAUAAAACAUAACAUCAAUAAACCUAUUAUUUCUUCAAGGACUAUGUGU
Molecule: messenger RNA, 1975 nt
Organism: Branchiostoma floridae (Florida lancelet)
Lineage: Eukaryota; Metazoa; Chordata; Leptocardii; Amphioxiformes; Branchiostomatidae
Product: acid sphingomyelinase-like phosphodiesterase 3b
Exons: 7
Coding region: 79-1452 (457 amino acids)
Biological process (GO): sphingomyelin catabolic process
Molecular function (GO): sphingomyelin phosphodiesterase activity
Source: RefSeq, a predicted model, not a curated record